Molecule: messenger RNA, 2489 nt
Organism: Fimicolochytrium jonesii
Lineage: Eukaryota; Fungi; Chytridiomycota; Chytridiomycetes; Spizellomycetales; Powellomycetaceae
Product: P-loop containing nucleoside triphosphate hydrolase protein
Exons: 4
Coding region: 323-2353 (676 amino acids)
Molecular function (GO): DNA binding; hydrolase activity; ATP binding
Source: RefSeq, a predicted model, not a curated record
UUUUAAGCUUCAAACGAACUUCGGCAACAAACAAGGAGAAUGAAUCUCUGAAAAGCCCGCCGCCGCAUGCUACUGUUUGGGACGACUUAGAUUUGGCUCUCUUACUGUACGUGCAAUCGCGCGAUGCAGCUGGUGUAGGGUUCAUUUGUGUGCGGGGUGGGUUCGGACACGCUCACGCGCCGGCGGAGAGACGUUUGCGGAGAGCGAGUCCUUUCGGUCAUAGACUGAGGAAUGCGUAGACGCUUUAUGAGAACUCCAGGCAACCCCGCCAUCCACAUCCUAUCAUUCAGGGAUUUCAAGCCAGCUCAGCUGCAGGCUAGUAAUGGCAUUCCACUUCAACCCAGCUUCAAGAAUGCGGUUCCCCAUCCGAUUGUUCUCCAUACGGAGGAGUCGGCUCUACAGCUCUGCAGCGGCGGCUGUCGCCGAGUCGCCUACGCCCCCACAUAUAAAUCCUAUCAAACUGCGAGAUUAUCAAGAGGAAUGUAUAACGACUUGUUUGCAGGCUUUCCAGAAUGGCGUGAGGCGGCAGCUUGUCAGUCUACCCGUCGCAAGUGGAAAAACCACCAUCUUCACAAACCUCAUCUCGCGAAUCCCGCCGCCAACACCCAAAGCCACCAAAACGCUAGUCCUCGCCCACAAAACCGAGCUGAUACAACAAGCCCGCCUCACCCUGAAGCGGGACUUCCCCCACCUGAUUCCCGACGUAGAAGAAGGUUCAAAAAGAGCGCAAGACGACGCAGACGUCAUCUUCGCCUCAGUCAACAGCCUAGGACGAGGAGGAUCCACCCGGCUGCAAGAACCGAGGUUCGAUCCGUCCCUCUACAAAGCGAUCGUGAUCGACGAGGCGCAUCAUACUGCGGCGGUUACCUACCAACGCAUCCUCAAGCAUUUUGGCGCCGAUGUGCCUGAAUCGCCCGUGCUGGUGUGGGGAUGCACGGCGACGGUGCGCCGGCAUGACGGGGUGACGCUCAAAUCCGCCUUCGACGAGAUCGUGUUCCAUCGGUCCAUUAAGCAGAUGAUGGACGAAGGCUGGCUGUGCGAUGCUACUUACCACCGCUUACACUCGGAUGUAUCCUUGGAGGAUUUACCGUCUACUGGACCCGACUUCGAUAUUAAGAAGUUGAGGGAGCGCGUGGAUGUCAUAAGGCGGAAUAGAGCGAUUACGGAGGGAUGGCAGGAGGCGUAUGAGAAGCAUGGGUGUAAAUCCACCGUCAUCUUUGCGGUCGAUGUACAGCAUAUCAAGCACAUCCAGAAGGAGUUUGAGGAUAAUGGCGUGCCCGUUGCAGUCGUGUAUAGCGACUUGAAACCACUCGAACGGGCCACAGCGCUCGAGUCGUUCAGGAAUGGGGACGUCCCGGUCCUCAUCAACUGCGGGAUUCUGACAGAAGGCGUAGAUAUCCCCAAAAUCGACUGUGUGAUACUCGGCCGACCCACGCGGUCCGUCGGCCUACUCCAGCAAAUGAUCGGGCGCGGCCUGCGAACCUCCCCCGCCACAGGGAAGACCUCCUGCCGCAUCAUCGACAUCUGCGACAACGUCAACGCCCACACUUCCCUCGCGACCGUCCCCACCCUCCUCGGCCUCUCCCGCGACUUUGAUUUCGCAGGCAAAUCCGUGCGCAAAGUCAACGAAGCGACCGAACGGUACCGGCUCGCGGGGUACGAUCUACACCAGUACGCCAACAUGGAGGAGAUCGAGCGGGUCGCGCAGAUGUACACAUAUCGGACCGGCGUGGUGUUCUUUUCGUCUCCGUUUUUGUUUGACGAGGUGCCAAAACAUGAGGUGUUUGAUACCGAGGCGGAGGAGUUUAGGAGGAUGAAGACCAAAAUGGCGUGGGUGAGGACAGGGCCGGCCAGUUGCGCGUUGGAGGUGCAGAAGAGGAAGGCCGUGCUGGUUACCCAGAAGAACGGGCCGGACGGCGAGCUGCUGUGCGACGUAACCCUCGAACACCUGAUAGAAAUCGCCUCCUCCUACAAACACCUCCACAACCCGCGCAAACCCCGUUUCUUCACGAAACGCACCUCCCUCGGCACCCUCGACGACUUCCGGCUCGCGCUACACUCCGCAGAAACCUACCUCCGCACCCACGGCCUCGCCUCGCCGCACAUCUUCCGUUCCGCCCCGUGGCGCCGUGAGGCCCCGACCAACGCGCAGAUAGAGUAUUUGAAGAAGAUGAGAGUGGAGAAUUAUGACGGGUGGACGAAGGGCAAGGCGGCGGAUGUGCUGACGAAGUUGCGGAGAGGGGCGAGGGAGAGGGAGGAGGAGAGGAAGAGGGGGAUGGAGGAGAUGAGGGAGGAAAAGGAGAGGGCGAAGAGGGAAAAGAUGAUGUUUGAGAGGGGUGGGGAGUUGCAUUGAGGGGUGUCACAUGUACGGAUACCCUUCGGGUUGUGUAUCGGAGUUUUGUGUAGUUUGCGUAGUUCCUUGUACAUAGCCAUACCCUUGUAAAUGUUGCGAAUAUGAACUGUGCCUAUAUAUGUAGGCGGACAUGGAA